GUUCACAGCGGGACCUAAUGUAACUAGCGGAACCUAUCAUCUGAUCAUCUGUACAUGUUUAGCGAGACCUUCUAAUAUUUGAGGAGAUGAGGUGGGAUUUCGCUGUACUUUGCGACCGCCCUCGUACAGUUUGUUUUCCCGGGUUGAAAGGCUCACCUCCAGGCUCGGAAUGUCUGUUAAAAUCAGAUAUUUAUUAGUAGGUUUAGCCACUUUGGCUUGUCACUAUCAGUCCGUCGUGGCUGCAGCGGACACGGCGGGUACUAGUACUACUACUAUUGCCUCUGCAUACACGGUCCCUGGAGCGUUCCCAACUUCUCUCUACUCUCAUUACUACAACAAUCCAACGGCCACCUCUGCGCAGCCGCAACCAGUCAUUUCAGAUCCUGUCACGCAUGAAAUCUUUCCAUUUUCCCUCACAGACCCGCAUAACAUUUCUCAGUAUGACACGGCGGAUCCCCAUCUGCUUCCGUCCCCAGCGUCCUCCCAAAAGCUUCUUCAACAAGCGGUGGCGCAGAUCAAGUCUAUUGCGGUGAAUCCCAUGUUUAGUACAUGUGCACGGUGCCAGGCCUCCUUAGAAGUAGCCAAAUUCCUUGCUCUCGCGGCCCCUGAGCAAGGGCCCACUCUUGCUCUGACGCUCUGCGAGUACUUCAAUUAUUCAUCGUCAUGCAAUAAAAGUUAUGGCCCCCUUGUCCUGGGACCGAUCCUUACUCAAGUUGUAUCUUUCGCCGACGUUGGAGGAUACGACGGACAGUCAAUUUGCUCUCAGUUCCUUGGUUUAUGUCCAGCACCUCCUAACCCGCUUCCCCCUCCAAAGCAGCCCAGUGGCAAACUGCUGAAAGUCCUGCAUCUUUCGGACCUGCAUAUUGAUCCCCGUUAUGCGAACGGCGCGGAAGCAAACUGCACCAGUGGUUUUCCUCAGACACCUCUCCUUCCUGCACCACGAUACGGCUCGUUCCACUGUGAUUCUCCAUAUUCAUUGAUCACAUCCGUGCUAGAGGCCAUCCCACCGUUGACCGGAACGGAAUCAACUGGCUUCGACUUUACUAUGUUUACUGGCGAUAUGUUAGCACAUGACCCAGAAAACCAGCAGUCCAGAGCUUUCAACGAGUAUUCUGAGGUCGUCCUCUAUGAUCUGUUCAAGCGCAUGCUCGGACCUGGUCCUACAUAUGCCACACUCGGAAACCACGAUACCUGUCUGCCAGAUCUAGCUUCGCCUUCCUCACUAGGUGGUGAUCUGGGACAACAGUUCAGCUGGCUAUACGAUCACGUUACGGCGUUAUGGGAGCAGGAGGGAUGGCUCCCAGAGGCUUCUGUCGAGUUUUCGCGUGCUCACUAUGCAGCAUACAUGGUCAAGCGUGCAGACGGCCUGAGAGUGAUCAGCCUGGACACCAACCUAUGUACGUCAAACUACUUUAAUUACAUCAACUCAUCCGAACCGGACGUUUCUGGAAUACUGAGGUUCCUUACUGAUGAACUGCAAGACGCAGAAGAUGCGGGGGAUCGAGUCUGGAUCAUCGGCCACGUCGUCAGCGGCUGGGAUGGUGGAAAUUCGUUGCCGAACCCCACCAAUCUCUCUAACAUGCCCAGUGUUGAUCGCUUUUCCCCUCAUGUUAUUGCCAACAUCUUCUGGGGUCACACACAUGAGGACCAGCUAUCCAUCUUCUAUGCCAAUAAUGGUACGGAUAUGAACGUUGAGACUGCUCAGAUGGUAUCCUGGACUGGACCGUCUGUGACUCCCCUCACCAACCUGAACUCCGGGUUCCGUGUUUAUGAAGUCGACUCUGCUACUUUUGAAGUGAUCGACGCCUAUACGUCAGUUGUUUCCGGAUUGUUGUCAUCAGCUAACCUUUUGCUUACAAUUUACUGCAGUUGGAAGAGCUCCGUCGAUGAGUAUCCUGCACUAGAUUCACAGACUCAAUCCGGCCCUACAUUCGCUUUCGAGUAUAACACUCGUGAAGCAUAUGGAGGAAAUAUUACCUGGGGAGCGACCGACCCUUUGAACGCGACCUGGUGGCAUCUUACUUUCAAUACAUACCAGGGCAAGGGCUCGAUACUUACUCCGCCAUGCACCGGUGAAUGUAUUCCUGCUAGGAUCUGCUACAUUCCGUAGUGGCUCUACUAGCAUUGCCAAGCAGAACUGCGUGUCAGGUUAUGGAUCAGUGCAGUAGGCUACCUCAAUACCCGUCAUUGUUAUAGAUGGUUUGCAAGUGGACACGUUUAAGUAGUGUUCUAUAGUCAGAUAUCAAUCCAACCUUAACUUUCAUACAGUCAAGAACCCCCGUUAACACCCACGAUUAACAAAACCAACAGCUAAUGAC
Messenger RNA from Suillus paluster, 2318 nucleotides. Its product is annotated as sphingomyelin phosphodiesterase. The coding region runs from base 170 to 2110 and encodes 646 amino acids. Gene Ontology annotation, molecular function: hydrolase activity. Lineage: Eukaryota; Fungi; Basidiomycota; Agaricomycetes; Boletales; Suillaceae. The record is from RefSeq and is a predicted model, not a curated record. The transcript has 20 exons.